Lactuca saligna is the source of this 609-nucleotide messenger RNA. Lineage: Eukaryota; Viridiplantae; Streptophyta; Magnoliopsida; Asterales; Asteraceae. The record is from the annotation of a GenBank genome assembly.
AUGGAGGUUGACAAGGAACAACAUGAGGAUACCCCUGACUAUAAUACAGUAUAUGAGCUAGAUGAUGAAAACCAAGAAUCAGAUUCGCCUACAGAGAAUGGUGAAAAUAAAGACAUUCACUACAAUAGCCAAUCAGAUUCGGAAGAAGAAAUCCAUAAAAUAGUUCCUUCAAAAUCAGUUAGGAAGAGGGGCAUGACUCGAUUGCCAAAACUGAAGACUGAAUAUGUCAAUUCUGGUGGAAAAAAACGUGUCAGGUUUGAUGAAUUUGGUAAGUUUAUAGGGAAGAAUAAUGCAGUCUUAGUUAGCUAUUUGGGUGAUCUUGUCCGCGAGAAGGUAAGAUUAAGUGCUCUUUGCUGGAAAAAAAUUAAACCGGAAAUGAAGGACAAACUAUGGGAAGAGAUAACACUCUAUUUUGAGGUUCAUGAAAGUGGAAAACAAUUUGUGAUGAAUAGAAUUGGUAUUCUUCUACGAAAUUUCAGAAGAAAGUUGUAUGCAGAUUACAUCAAACCACAUCUAGGCGAUACCGAUAUGCUUGAAAAAAUCCCAGUUCGUUAUCGUGCACUAAUCACUGAACAAGAUCAUUGGAACAAAUUUAUGACUUAUACAUAA